This is a messenger RNA of Ixodes scapularis (black-legged tick), 2156 nucleotides long. RefSeq names its product serine/threonine-protein kinase Chk1 (gene grp). Gene Ontology annotation, biological process: DNA damage checkpoint signaling; protein phosphorylation. Gene Ontology annotation, molecular function: protein serine/threonine kinase activity; ATP binding. Lineage: Eukaryota; Metazoa; Arthropoda; Arachnida; Ixodida; Ixodidae. The record is from RefSeq and is a predicted model, not a curated record. Gene Ontology annotation, cellular component: nucleus. The transcript has 14 exons. The coding region runs from base 357 to 1766 and encodes 469 amino acids.
AGUUAACAAAGUAGGCUAAAAGAUUUAUUGUAACAGAAAAAAAACUUACCGGAAAAAAUUUACCUUAAAAAUAAACAAUAAAAACACAAAAACUGUAAAUAUACUUUUUUAUUUAUAGCGCGGGAUAUAAUCAAUAGAGAAAGGAUAUUCACAUCGAUAGCGACAACUUUCGCGCGCUUUUGGUGCGUCAUGUGCUUCGUUGUCAGUUGUCAUAAUUUGGUAAUUUAACGGAACGAUAGGGGCAUAUUUGCGCUGUGUUUUGCCGUUCGAAGAAGUUUAAUAGAUUUCAUGAACUUCAGUGUGAUAUUGGGUGCUGAGAUUCUUUUGCAGUCAAGUUUUGCAUUUCUACAAGAAGAAUGAAAGAAUUUGUUGAAGGUUGGGAUGUAGUGCAGACCUUAGGUGAAGGAGCAUAUGGAGAAGUCAAGCUCUUGGUAAACAGGGUUACCCAGGAAGCUGUGGCGAUGAAAGUGCUCAACAGAAGCGAUCUUCCGGAAGCCGCUGAUAAUUUCAGGAAAGAGAUCUGUGUUCAUCGUCUACUGGAGCACGAGAAUAUCAUCAAGUACUAUGGCCACCGGAGAGAAGGCCCUCUUCAGUUUAUAUUCCUGGAGUAUGCGUCCGGCGGAGAACUUUUUGACCGAAUAGAACCUGAUUAUGGCAUGGACCAGGCUGAUGCUCAGAAGUUUUUUAAGCAAAUCAUCUCUGGAGUGGAGUACCUUCAUUCCAAAGGGGUCGCCCACCGAGAUCUGAAACCUGAGAACAUACUUCUUGAUGCAAAUGACAACAUCAGGAUCUCGGACUUUGGUCUGGCCACUGUAUUCCGCUACAAGGGGGAGGAGAGGCCCCUGGUGAAGAAAUGUGGCACGCUGCCCUACAUUGCCCCUGAGGUUCUUGUCAAGAGCUACCACGCUGAGCCAGCAGACGUCUGGAGCUGUGGGGUCAUCCUGGUUGCUCUUCUGGCAGGCGAACUCCCCUGGGACAAGCCUGCAACUUCAUGUGAACAGUACAAAGGUUGGAAAGAGUGCAAAAUAACUGUCUCCCCAUGGACAAAGCUAGACAACAUGGCCCUCUCUCUAGUCCGUAAGAUACUGACACCUAACCCGACCAAAAGAUAUACCAUAGAACAAAUCAAAGGCCACCAGUGGACACGGAAGAUGUUCGAAGCCAAAAAUACCAGUUCCAAGUGGCUAAGCAGUACUUCGGACUCACUGUCACGAAAGAAGAGCUGCUUCGACAUUGGCCAGACAGGAGACAUUGCCAGUUCGCAGCCUGACCUGAUGCACAGAGGGGACGGGGACGGCCCCACGCCUGCGGCCAACUCAGAGGUGCUGGCCCACGGCAUUAGCUUCUCCCAGCCGGCUCAUCUCGAAGACAUGCUGCUCAGCACCCAGACGCAAGGAACGCAGAGCUCCUCGCAGAGUCCUCUUCAGAAGCUGGUCAAGAGAAUGACCAGGUUCUUCGUGACCACCGAUGCCAACGAAACAGUUCAAGAACUCAGAUCUCUGUUCGAAAAGCUGGGCUACGUCUGGAAGACAAAUUCCCCCGGACAGAUCACUGUCACCACCCAAGACAAGCGCAAGGCCCAGCUGGUGUUCAAGGCAAACCUGAUUGAGAUGGAUGCCAGGAUCCUGGUGGACUUCAGACUCUCUCGCGGCGACGGCCUAGAGUUCAAGAAGCACUUCGUGACCAUCAGGAACCGCCUCUCCGAGCACAUUGCCAAGGGUCCCGUGAGUUGGCCCAUCGCCGUGGCCACCAACAGUGUACCAUGAGUCCUUGAGUACCCGACCGUCCAAGGAACUGACUGCAUUUACGACUGUACAUUUGAGUGUAGUAUAUUUUUAUAGGUCUUUAUUAGCCGGUAUCAUACUAAGGAGCACAAACUGUGUGCCUUUUUUUGUGUUGACCUUGUUUUGUGAUGUUCCUAUAGUUAACAAAGAAGUCGGCAAUCUUUUCCUUCUUGAUUUCUCUCGCGAAUGUGGCAUCUGUGAUGAUUUGCUUUUAAAAUAGUAUGGCAAUCUCUACUUGGAGGAGUCAUUGGAAAGGUGCUAUACAAGCAGCAUUCAUACUUUUAUAUUGUGCAGCUCAUUCUUCAAUGCAUGAUACUGUGUUACAGAGUGCCAUCUGUACAAAAAGCAAAUAAAAGUUUAAACACAUAAAAA